Molecule: messenger RNA, 3692 nt
Organism: Aethina tumida (small hive beetle)
Lineage: Eukaryota; Metazoa; Arthropoda; Insecta; Coleoptera; Nitidulidae
Product: aminopeptidase N-like
Exons: 12
Coding region: 314-3514 (1066 amino acids)
Biological process (GO): proteolysis; peptide catabolic process
Cellular component (GO): cytoplasm
Molecular function (GO): zinc ion binding; metalloaminopeptidase activity; peptide binding
Source: RefSeq, a predicted model, not a curated record
GCCGGUUAUUCCUUAAACAUUCGCGAAUAAGCGGCAAUAAAAAUUUAAUAAAUUUCACCUUAUCGAGUUUAGUAUCCGAUCGUGUAAAGUGAACACAGCACGCGUAGAGUUUUUCGCUGCCGCUUAAAUUUUAUCGAAUUUGUUUUAUUUUAUUUUAUUUUUUUUUUUGUAUAAUGCCAAAUGACGUGCAUGAUCGGUGAGUGUGUGUGUCGCAGUGAAUAGAUUCGUAUGCUAAUUGAACGAAUACCUACCUGUCUCUGCUUCAUUUUAAUUCAGUAAUGAAAAGUGGAGGUCAAAUUUAAAGGUGUAAAUAAUGGGCCGAGGAGGGGUAGGCUUCCAUUCUAGCAGAGCCGAAUUUUUGACUGAUGACGCUCUAAACAAUGAUCUUAAGUACAGCAGAAACGGUGGAUGCUUUGUUACCACCAAAAAAGCCAUAGCAUUCGUCGUCCUGGCCAUCACAUCUCUAGUUCUAGUCGUAAUGCUCAUGUAUUACUAUGGACCAAACAGAAAAUUGGAAGUGCUGCAAAGUGAAUCAAAUGACAUAGAAAAGCUUAUCAAUAAGACGAUUCAAGAAAAACUUCCGGAGGAAGGUAUUCGAUUACCGAAAUCAAUAUAUCCCUUAAAUUAUCGGCUGUGGAUCCAUCCAAUUUUGGACGAGGAUUCAGAGAGGAAUUUCACAUUUACUGGGCACGUACAGAUUCUUGUAAAUUGCACCAGAAAAACUAAUAAAAUAAUAUUAAACAUUGACGACUUAAAUAUCACAGAGUCGGAUAUUUCUGUUUACACAACCAGAAUAGUCACGUAUGACUCCGAAAAGUAUAAAGUUAUUAACGAUGAUGUACAUAAAUUAAAAAGGGAUACCAGUAAUAUUGAAGAAUCACCACCUGUUUUGGAAAACAAUGAGGAUAAUAGUGUAGAGUCUACUGAAAAAUUAGAGAACAUCGAAACGACUACAGAAAUUCCCGAAGUUACUACCCAAGAAAUCCAAAUGGAAAAUACAACGGAAGUUAAUAUAACCGAAGAAACAACUACAGAAGUUGUAAUAAAGAAGGAAAAAAUAAACCUAACCAUUCAAGAUAUUCUAAUGGACGACGAAAACUUUAAAUUAACUAUAAUUAUGAUGUAUCUGCUCGAGCCAGGUCACACAUACACAGUUGAUAUUAAAUUUUCCGGAGACAUUUUAAAUAAUCUGAAAGGUUUGUAUAAAACUAGUUAUGUGGAUCUCGAAGGAAAUACAAGAUGGUUGGCGACUACGCAUUUCCAAUCCGUGUAUGCCCGUAGAGUAUUUCCGUGUUUUGAUGAGCCGUACUUCAAAUCAACGUUUGAAAUCAGUAUUGCUCACAGAACGAAUAUGACUGCUUUAUCGAACAUGCCUUUACGCGAAAUGGAACCAAAGAAUGAUACAGAACUUGGCUGGGUCUGGUCGCAUUUUAUGAAGACACCGCCAAUGUCAACAUAUAUUGUUGCUUUUACUAUAUGUGAUUUUGAAAGUAACGGUAAUGUCACAAAAGAUGUUGGACCUGUCAUUAAAGUUUGGGCACCUAAAGAUGAUAUAAUUAAAACAAAGUAUGCUCUGGAAGUUACAGAGGAAAUACUUCCGUUCCUAGAACAAUAUUUCGGGAUUAAGUAUCCUCUGCCAAAGCUAGAUUUGUUGGCAAUUCCGAACUUUGGAAAAGGUGCUAUGGAAAACUGGGGUUUAAUAUCAUUUAGAAAGGCAGCUCUAUUGUUUGAUCCUGAUUCAAGGAGUAUUAAGACCAAAAGUUUUAUAUUUAAUAAAAUAGCCCACGAACUAGCUCAUCAGUGGUUUGGCAAUUUGGUGACAUUAGAAUGGUGGUCUGAUUUGUGGUUGAACGAAGGUUUCGGAACAUUUAUAUCCGAAGUAGUUUUAACAAACCUGAGACCAAGAUGGCAAAUUUACAGUAGUUUGCAACUGCGAGAUACUUAUAAAACAUUAUACUAUGAUAGUUUAAAAUCAGCUCAUAGUAUUCAAACUGAAAUAAAAAGCACAGCUGAGAUUGAGCAAAUAUUCGAUACUAUUAUUUAUCAAAAAGGUUGUUCAAUUUUGAGAAUGUUAAAUUACACAUUAACCAAAGAUGUUUUUAAUAAGGGAUUACAAAAUUUUCUACGCAGAUAUGCAUACACGUCAGUUGAUCAGAACGAUUUGUGGGAAAUAUUUACAAUCACAGCUAGAAAUGAAAGUAUAAUUCCAGAAAAUGUUACAAUUAAAGCUCUUAUGGAUUCAUGGACAACUCAGAGUGGAUAUCCUUUAGUAACAGUUACUAGAAAUUACACAUCGGAAAUAGGUACAGUUAAUCAAACUAAAAUGUCUGAAGAUAACAUACCUUCGGAGACCUUGUGGUAUAUACCCAUUAAUUACAUAACCAGUGAUGAAGAUUAUGCUCCAAAAAGUAUAUGGAUGGAAAAUGUUCGCAAGAUUGACUUAAAUUUAACAAGUUCUGAUAACGACUCCUGGGUUUUACUUAACAUUGAUGAAACUGGAUUUUAUCGCGUUAAUUAUGACAUAUAUAAUUGGAAACUCCUUAAAAAUCAACUUCUAAAAAAUCCACAAAGAAUCCCAGUUUAUAAUAGAGGUCAACUAAUGGAUGAUGCUUUCCAUUUAUCCAACAUGGGUGCUUUAAAUUAUACGGUCGCAUUUGAACUUACAAGAUAUCUUAAUAUAAAAGAACAAAAUUACAUUCCGUGGUACAGUGCACUUAGAAAUAUGGAGGAGUUACGCGUCAUUAUCAGUAAUUAUGAAUACACUGGUCUAUAUGACGAAUAUUUGUUGAAAUUGGCUGGUCCAAUGUUCGACGAGCUUGGUCCAAAAGACCGACCUUAUGACACUCAAAAUGAGAAACUUUUAAGGUUGCACUUAGUAACUUCAGUUUGUAAAUUGCGAUAUCAACCAUGCAUUCGUUGGGCUAUAGAACAAUAUGACAAUUGGAUGAGCUUGAAGACACCUGAUCAACUUAAUCCAAUACCAGUGGACUAUCGAUUUAUAGCACAGUGUGUGGCCAUCAAACAUGGUGGCAUAACUGAAUGGGACUUCCUGUGGAAUCGUACAUUAUCACCGUCUAUAGAACCUGUAGACCUUCAAAAAGCAUAUUUAAGUUUGGGUUGUACUAAUGAUCCAUGGCUUAUUAAUAGAUAUUUGGAGUACUGUCUUCAGGGAAACAUUACGUUGGAAAACAUACCAUAUGUUUGGCAAUCCAUUAAUCAUCCAGUAGGUGUAAGAACAGGAUUUCAAUUUUUACGAUUAAACUGGGAAAGGAUUUAUACAACAUUUGAAGAUGUUUAUACAGUAUUUAGUUCCAUUUUCCAUGAUUUUGUUUCUCAAUUGUCAACUGAAAUAGAUUUAGAAGAUCUCACAACAUUCUACAAAUUGCAUCAAAAUGAUUUGUUAACGGUAUCAACAAUUCUUCAAGGCACAGUAGAUCAAAUUAAAGUUAGGAUCAAUUGGAAAACUAAGCAUUUAAACUCCGUCAUUGAAUGGCUUAAAAAUAAUAAAAUAUAGUCGGCAUGAAUAAUAUAAAAUUGUUGUGAUAUAUUUUUAGAUUUGUAUAGUAUUAUCUAGGUAUCAAUAACAAGAAAUACAGUCAUAAUUGUACUAAUUCUGAAUAUUUAUGAUCAACAGAUUUAUAUGUAUGUACUUAGUCUUGUACAGAUAACUAUAAUAAAUGUUUUUGUUAUAA